This is a messenger RNA of Lachancea lanzarotensis, 576 nucleotides long. It is a transcript of the gene RFU1, whose product is annotated as LALA0S15e01200g1_1. Bases 1 to 576 code for a protein of 191 amino acids. The transcript has a single exon. Gene Ontology annotation, biological process: protein K63-linked deubiquitination. Lineage: Eukaryota; Fungi; Ascomycota; Saccharomycetes; Saccharomycetales; Saccharomycetaceae. The record is from RefSeq and is a predicted model, not a curated record. Gene Ontology annotation, cellular component: membrane; endosome.
AUGAGAGUACCAAUGAGCAGCUGUCACCAAUUGGGCCAAAUGGCAUCGGACUACAAAUUCAACCCAAGAGUACCGCUGAAACUGUACCUGAAAACGUGCGUAAGUUUGCUGGAGGAAGCGCAACAAUCGUUCCAGCUGGGAAAUUUGCAACGCUCGUACAUAAUGUACCUCCGUUACCUAGAUUUAUGCACCAAAAAAUUGCCGGCCCAUCCUGAUCUGCACACACUUCAAGGUGACACAGACCGCGCUCUCGCCAGGAAAGGAUAUUUGCAACUACUGAAAUUGGAAGUCCCCGCAAUUCUCAGAAUUUCGGAAGACCUGAGGGUUCAACUAGAAAAAUCUUUCGCACAACAGGCAAAAUCGCUUGCGUCCAACGUUCCUAGACCACGCACAUACUCCAAAGAAAAACUGGAAAAGAUCGAACUUCCGUCCACUUUUAGUGAAACCCGUUUCAAACAGUCUCUCUCGGUGUUACAACACAAUACCGAAAGAUCGACAAUAGCAUUCAAUCAAAAGGAGGCAACCCUCGUAUACCCUGAACUGCCGCAGCUGGGUCACCCGUUUUACGCAUCCUAG